AUGGGCCUGAAGCUGUCAGACCACACUAUCACCAACCACCUCCACACAGGCUGCAGCGUGUGCCCACUCUCCUCAGAGGACAACAGGACGGCUUGUGUGGAGCCUUCCGCUCAGCCGCAGCAGAGCCUUGCACUUGACAGCUCACUUGUGCCUGUGGCCACCCCUGAAGCUAAGGACUACUUCUUGAAGGCUGAGAGUGGAGUACUUGCUUUUCCCAUCCUUGCCCUGGGUUAUUUGCCCCAAACGAUCGGACAUUGCGAUGAAAUGUCAUCUAGUAAGGAAAUUUUUCUCGGCACCCGCUCCCGAUUUGCCUGGUCUGCGUCCGCGCGCGACGGGCCCGGGCGAUGGCGGUCGGGCGGCGGCCGGGCGCGGGGGCGGCGGAUGGCGGCGGAUUGCGCGGCGGCGGCGCGGGGCUCGGCGCUCUGCGCUCCUGCCUCCUCCUCCUCCUCCUCCUCCUCCCGCUCCUCGGCGCUCGCUGGAGCCUCGGCGCUGUGGCUCGCCGCCGCCUCCCGCCCGCGCUCGGCUCCCCGCCCCCCACCGCCGCCGCCUCCGCCUCCGCGCCGCCCCCGCCCGCCGCCCGCACGGUGGCCCGCGCAGCGCCCCCUGCUGCGCCGCCCCAGUCCCGGGAGGGAGGAGGGAGGGGGAGAGAAGGAGGGGGAGCGCAGGGAGCGAGCUGGGCCGCGGUGA
Molecule: messenger RNA, 687 nt
Organism: Apodemus sylvaticus (European woodmouse)
Lineage: Eukaryota; Metazoa; Chordata; Mammalia; Rodentia; Muridae
Product: REST corepressor 2-like
Exons: 4
Coding region: 1-687 (228 amino acids)
Source: RefSeq, a predicted model, not a curated record